AUGUCCCCUUCCACCUCGGCUUCGGCUCGUCACUUUUCUCUUUUUCCUCGACUAGCUUCCUCCCCGCGCGCCCGGCCCNCCUCGCUGGCCGACGAGCUGCCGCCGCUGUUCCCCGCGCCGCUGCUGGCCGGCGUCACGGCCGCCUGCGUGGCGCUCUUCGUGGUGGGCAUCGCGGGCAACCUGCUCACCAUGCUGGUGGUGUCCCGCUUCCGCGAGCUUCGCACCACCACCAACCUCUACCUGUCCAGCAUGGCCUUCUCCGACCUGCUCAUCUUCCUCUGCAUGCCCCUGGACCUCGUGCGCCUCUGGCAGUACCGGCCCUGGAACUUCGGCGACCUGCUCUGCAAACUCUUCCAGUUCGUCAGCGAGAGCUGCACCUACGCCACGGUGCUCACCAUCACGGCGCUCAGCGUCGAGCGCUACUUCGCCAUCUGCUUCCCGCUGCGGGCCAAGGUGGUGGUCACCAAAGGCCGGGUGAAGCUGGUCAUCCUGGUCAUCUGGGCCGUGGCCUUCUGCAGCGCCGGGCCCAUCUUCGUGCUGGUGGGCGUGGAGCACGAGAACGGCACCGACCCCCGGGACACCAACGAGUGCCGCGCCACCGAGUUCGCCGUGAGCUCGGGGCUGCUGACCGUCAUGGUGUGGGUGUCCAGCGUCUUCUUCUUCCUGCCCGUCUUCUGCCUCACGGUGCUCUACAGCCUCAUCGGCAGGAAGCUGUGGCGCCGGGGGCGCGGCGAGGCCGUGGCCGCCUCGCUCAGGGACCAGAACCACAAGCAAACCGUGAAGAUGCUGGCUGUGGUGGUGUUGGCGUUCAUCCUCUGCUGGCUGCCCUUCCACGUGGGGCGGUACCUCUUCUCCAAGUCCUUCGAGCCCGGCUCCCUGGAGAUUGCCCAGAUCAGCCAGUACUGCAACCUGGUGUCCUUUGUGCUCUUCUACCUCAGCGCCGCCAUCAACCCCAUUCUCUACAACAUCAUGUCCAAGAAGUACCGCGUGGCCGUGUUCAGACUCCUGGGGUUUGAAGCUUUCUCCCAGAGGAAGCUGUCCACCCUGAAGGAGGAGAGCUCUCGGGCCUGGACAGAAUCCAGUAUUAACACAAGGGCAAGCACCUCGCUGAGCAAGGUCAUCGCUUAUUAUUCCACCCUGGAAGCCACAGCACAGCAGGACUUGGGAGGAAGCUGA
Miniopterus natalensis is the source of this 1176-nucleotide messenger RNA. It is a transcript of the gene GHSR, whose product is annotated as growth hormone secretagogue receptor. Gene Ontology annotation, biological process: hormone-mediated signaling pathway; G protein-coupled receptor signaling pathway. NCBI's taxonomy places the organism in Eukaryota, Metazoa, Chordata, Mammalia, Chiroptera, Miniopteridae. Gene Ontology annotation, molecular function: growth hormone secretagogue receptor activity. Gene Ontology annotation, cellular component: plasma membrane. The record is from RefSeq and is a predicted model, not a curated record.